UGUGACCUUCGGAUCAAGGGAACCUAACCUAUUUAUUAUUACUUGUAUUUGUUAUUGUUUCAUAUUAUUUUUGAUUUCUGGAAUGUUGAUGUGAUUGUUAUCUUCUAUUAGCUUUUCUGAGAAUAUAUUUUAGUCAAACGUAUUUAUUAGUGGAAAUGGACAAAUUACAAGUGAAAAUCAGUAAUGAAAAAUCUGGUAGUGCUGAACAAGAACAGGACGUCUCCACUCGAAUUGAAAUGUUAGAAAGAUUCCUCAACUUCUUCAUGAGAAUUUAUGAAAGUCCAGCUUCUACUUUGAGAACUUUAGAUAAUGAGAAAGUGAAAAGAAUCUGCAUCUUACCAAGCAAUGGAAGAAUUCAUUUUUCAGAACGAAAAGAUAGAUAUAGUAUCUCUACAGUUCAAAUUGAUAAUUUUGGACUGGAUUUCUGAAUAUAAGGAAGGUGGAUAUGUGGGAUUAGCUUCUUCAAUA
This is a messenger RNA of Coccinella septempunctata (seven-spotted ladybird), 468 nucleotides long. RefSeq lists its product as uncharacterized. The coding region runs from base 156 to 428 and encodes 90 amino acids. The record is from RefSeq and is a predicted model, not a curated record. Lineage: Eukaryota; Metazoa; Arthropoda; Insecta; Coleoptera; Coccinellidae. The transcript is spliced from 2 exons.